AUGUCUGAACUACUCGAGAAAUUCAAACCUUUAUCAGUGGACCAACCAGCUUCUCUUUCCAGAGAACAAGAAGCUGUCGCAGCUCAAUGGAAAUCAAUUGUGCUAAAGGGUAACCUUGCCAAUGACCUUGACGAAUUGAACCUACGUUUGAGAGACAAUGCAUUUAUUUUGGCUUCAACUCAACCAACUGACACCGAUGUUGAGGUUUUUGAAGUUGCAUUGCCAUUGAUCAAAGAAUUGACCUUCAGCACUAAGGACAUCAAGGCUACCUACGGGAAAUACAGACACAUCUUGAGAUGGAUUGACUAUUUGCAAAGACUACUGUCCCUUCCAGAGAGUGAGCAAUUGAAGAUCAACUACGAUUUGGAACUGCCACAUGAAGUCAUUGAGAAGAAGAAGAAGGCUAGCGAGGCCAAGAAGGAGGAAGCACCAGCUGCAGCUAAGAAACAAGAGCAAUCCGAAAAACCUAGAGGCAAACCCGAUGAAGAGACUCUAAAAAAAUUGAGAGAAGAAGCCAAGGCUAAGAAAGCCGCUAAGAAAGCUGCACAGGCUAACCAACCACAACAGAAGCAAGAGAAUGAGAAACCAAAGCCAUCUGCCAUUGAUUUCCGCGUUGGUUUCAUUCAAAAGGCUAUCAAGCACCCUGAUGCUGAUUCGUUGUAUGUCUCUACUAUCGAUGUGGGUGAUGCAGAAGGUCCAAGAACCGUUUGUUCUGGUCUGGUGAAGCAUUUCCCAUUGGAAGCCAUGCAAGAGCGUCUAGUUGUCUGCGUUUGUAAUUUGAAACCUGUUAACAUGAGAGGUAUCAAAUCAUCAGCCAUGGUGCUAUGUGGUUCCGAUGAGACCAAGGUUGAAUUCGUGGAACCACCAGCUGGCUCAAAGGCCGGUGACAAGGUCUUUUUCGAAGGUUUCGGUGACGAAGAGCCAUUGAAGCAAUUGAACCCAAAGAAGAAGAUCUGGGAACAAUUACAACCACACUUCACCACCGAUGAGAAGCUGGAAGUAGUGUUUAAGGAUGAUGAGGACAAGGAGAAGCCAGUGAGAAAAUUGACCAACUCUAAAGGUGAGAUUUUUAAAGUCGCUUCUUUGAUGAAUGCUCAAGUGCGUUAA
Messenger RNA from Torulaspora delbrueckii, 1107 nucleotides. It is a transcript of the gene ARC1, whose product is annotated as Arc1p. Gene Ontology annotation, molecular function: tRNA binding. The transcript has a single exon. The coding region runs from base 1 to 1107 and encodes 368 amino acids. The record is from RefSeq and is a predicted model, not a curated record. Gene Ontology annotation, cellular component: methionyl glutamyl tRNA synthetase complex. NCBI's taxonomy places the organism in Eukaryota, Fungi, Ascomycota, Saccharomycetes, Saccharomycetales, Saccharomycetaceae.